AUGUCUAUAACUACCAGUCAGCCCCCCUAUCCUCUGCACGAGUCCGUCCGUGACCAGUUGGACCCCGAGUAUGUCGAGUUCUAUAACAAGUUUGUCAUCAACAACCAGCAGGUGCACAUGCAGCCGGUCGCUGCGUCACGGACCAGCGGAGUCCUGAUCCCUGGAGCUGGUCCCAUGCUGGAGGUUGGCAAGACACAAGAUUUGACCAUCCAGCGACAAGAAACCGAAGGUCCUGCCGUUCCUAUUCGCUGCUUCACACCCAAGGGAGAUGUACCUGCUGGUGGGUGGCCCGUGAUGCUUUACUUCCACGGCGGUGGUUGGGUUUUAGGAAACAUUGAUACCGAAAAUGUGGUCUGCUCGAAUCUGUGUGUGCGCGGCAACUGCGUGGUGGUGACGGUUGACUAUCGUCUGGCUCCCGAACACCCCUGGCCAGCCGCUGUCCAUGACUGUUGGGAGGCUCUCCUCUGGCUCGUUAAGGAAGGUCCUUCAAUCCUAUCAGUUGACGCAUCCAAGAUUGCAACUGGUGGCUCAUCUGCAGGUGGUAACCUGGCAGCGAUCAUGACCCACAAGGCAUUGACUCUAUCUCCACCGGUGCACUUCCAGGCCCAGCUUCUUUCGGUUCCCGUCACGGAUAACACCGCAACCGUCGAGAACAACGACAGUUAUCGUCGCUAUGAACAUACCCCGGCCCUUCCUGCCCCGAAGAUGAUUUGGUACCGUGACCAUUAUCUCCCCAAGGAGGCUGAUCGCACCAACCCCGAAGCGAGUCCGCUCUUCUAUACAGAGCAUUGGUCCCAGCUCCCACCUGCGCUGGUCAUGGUGGGUGAGCUGGAUGUCCUUCGUACCGAGGGUGAACAGUAUGCCGAAAAGCUCCAGAAGGCUGGCGUAGAAGUCGACCUGCAGGUUAUGAAGGGCAUGCCGCACCCUUUCCUGGCUAUGGAUGGGGUAUUGUCAGAGGGAAAGCGAUGCAUCACUUUGAUGUGUGAUGCAUUGCAAAAGGCAUUCUGGACUUGA
This is a messenger RNA of Penicillium macrosclerotiorum, 1014 nucleotides long. Its product is annotated as alpha/beta hydrolase. NCBI's taxonomy places the organism in Eukaryota, Fungi, Ascomycota, Eurotiomycetes, Eurotiales, Aspergillaceae. The record is from RefSeq and is a predicted model, not a curated record. The coding region runs from base 1 to 1014 and encodes 337 amino acids. The transcript is spliced from 2 exons. Gene Ontology annotation, molecular function: hydrolase activity.